AUGGAUCGCUUAUCUCCCGAAGACAAGGGUGUAGUGGAAGUACCCGCUUGGCUGUCCGAGGAACCCACCUUGCCGGCUAUGAAGAAGCGUCCGGCAUCUUCGACGGAGGCUCCUAAGCCAAAACGACCCUUCUUUAAGAAGAUGGGUCCGGCCGACGCUGUCACCAAGCCGUCGGUACCCAAACCGUCCGCUCCCCUGGCUGAGGGGGAGGUUCCUCCUAUCCAGACGCCCAUUCUUCCUCCUGAGCAAAAGGAGGUUCCUUCCCAGGAACCCACCUUGCCGGCUAUGAAGAAGCGUCCGGCAUCUUCGACGGAGGCUCCUAAGCCAAAACGACCCUUCUUUAAGAAGAUGGGUCCGGCCGACGCUGUCACCAAGCCGUCGGUACCCAAACCGUCCGCUCCCCUGGCUGAGGGGGAGGUUCCUCCUAUCCAGACGCCCAUUCUUCCUCCUGAGCAAAAGGAGGUUCCUUCCCAGGUGGACACCGAAAUGGAUGGUACUGCCGGAGCAGCUGCUGACGAAGUAGCAGUCGAUCAGACUGCGGCGGCUGACGCCACCACCUUGUCCAGAGAGGACAAGGGUAAAGGCAAGGAGACUGAGGCUCCUUCUACUGAUAAUGCCUCUACUCCUCCUGCAGCCUCGCCAAUAGGUUGGGAUUUGCACGAUCUUUUCAUUCGCUGUGCCGAGAGUAGGAACUACCGCUUUGAUAUGCACAAUGAGAUGCUCAAGCACAAGGACCAGAUCGAGAAUCAUGAGCAAUAUGCUGAGAAGACGGCCAGGUUGAUCAACUUGGAAGCGGAUAAGAAGAUCGCUCUGAAGACGGAAGAGCUGAAGAAGGCCGAGGAGGACGCUGAGAAAUAUGAAGAGAAACUGCUGGAACAUGAGGGGCGACUUGCCGUGCUGAGAAAGGAGUACUCUUCCGUCUUAGAACGGGUGACUGAUUUCUCUUCCAAGGUGAACGUUCUGGAAGGUCAGCUCAAGGCCAUGCAGGGGAAGAUCGAGGCCGUGCGCAAGGAGGCUGCAAGCUCUUUUAAGUUGGGCGAGGAGUCCAUCUUGGAGAGUGCCCAAAAGGCGUGGGAUCAGUCUAUGGACUGGAAGGAUUUUUCCUGGUUCAAACGCCGUAUCUCCCACCAGAUAGCUGUUUCGACGGCUAGGCGCUUAGGCUUAGAUCCUCCCGAUUUCGUUAGUGACGGGGAGGAAGACAUAGAAGAAGACGAGGUGAACUCCCCUGAAGGCCAAGACAUCCAGGAAGGGAGUUCUAUUGCCCCUCAUCCUUGA
This is a messenger RNA of Spinacia oleracea (spinach), 1275 nucleotides long. RefSeq lists its product as uncharacterized. Bases 1 to 1275 code for a protein of 424 amino acids. The transcript has 5 exons. The record is from RefSeq and is a predicted model, not a curated record. NCBI's taxonomy places the organism in Eukaryota, Viridiplantae, Streptophyta, Magnoliopsida, Caryophyllales, Amaranthaceae.